AUGUUGGAUGAUGAAGAUGACCAAAGCUUUCACGCUACGCGUGACGGCUACUCCCAUUUGAGCGAUGUCGAAUGGGAUGCGGUUGAACGAAUGGGUUCGACCAUGGGCAUCCAUGCUGUUAGCGUCAUGCUAGAGGCUCUCAAUAGAGACGCCCAACAUGCUACUAUCGCCAAGUUCAUUCAAAAUGAACUUGACGCAGAACGCGAGAAAGUAGCCUUGCUUCACCAACAAGGUUCUCAACAAGCAGAGUUGUUGAGAGAACAAGGUGCUCAACAGUUUGAACUGUUGAGACAGCAGCAGGCUGCUGCUGGCGGGUCGAUGCACUCGCGUCGGCCCGAGACUUUGAAGAUUGACAUCUCAAAGGCGCGUCGCAUCGACGACGGGGAUAUGCAAGUUGCAUUUGCCCAGUCAAAUCUGGCAGGACGUGCCAAGACUUGGGCACUGGGGCUCAAGCUGCACGACCCAUAUGCGUUUGGGUCGUUGGAAGUCUUCAAGUCGCGGCUCAGACAAACGUUUGAACCGCCUAGAGCUGAGUUCAGAGCUCGAACCGAACUCUUGAAGCUCAAGCAGGGUAAGCGUGAUGUGCACGCUUACGCUCAACAUAUACGACAUCUCACGAGUUGUAUAAGUUCCAAUCCGGUGGAUGAACACACGUUGGUUUCGGUGUUCAUGCAGGGUCUUGCGGAUGGUCCCGUCAAGACUCACCUGUUCCGGCUUGAACUAGAUUCACUAGAACAAGCCAUUUCAAUUGCGGAGCAGGAAGACUUCAGUCUGAGACAGGCUCGCGCCAGCUCGACAUCAUAUCGUCAACCGAGACGAUAUGACAACGGAGGUCCAGAGCCGAUGGAACUCUGUUAUGUAGAGAGCGAGAAGGCUCGCUCUACAGGCUACAAGAAGUUGCAGAGAUGCAACAGAUGUCAAAAGACAGGACACUACGCUUACGAGUGUAGUGCCCCUCGUCCAGUGUCUCGCGACACUGGGCGUAGUGACCGUCCACCCAUGAGAAAGGGGCAGGGACGAGGGUCCGCAGUUGGUGCAAAGACGCAACAACGGGAUGGACCGUCAAAAAAACGGACAGGAUCAGUAGGUGCGGAGCACCCUACUGAUCCAGCAACGUCAAGAGAAUUUGUAGGCCUCUUGAUGAAGGUUGCUCCCAACACACAGACAUUGUGCGUUGCUGCUCUAGGUAAUGAGGUCUCACUCAUUACCUUGAAACUCGAAGUGACGAAUAAGUUGUCCCUUCGAGCUCUAGUCGAUUGUGGGGCGUCCAACAAUUUUGUGCGACGCCAAUCGCUAGAAGAUGGUCACUUUAAAUUCAGUGAAUGUGACACACCUCCUACGAGGAUGACGGUACGUCUUGCGACAGGCGCAUCCGUAACCGUCAUGAAGCGUAUAGUGAAGAUUCACUAUACGCUAGAAGAUACCCAAUACGACGAUGACUUUAUCGUAUUGGAUUUGGAUGACAAAUUUGAUGUCAUCCUUGGAAUACCGUGGCUCAGAAGGUACGAACCACGGGUAAACUGGCAACAUCGGACAGUAACGAUGCCUGCCGCUUGUUCAUCAGAUGGCCAUCUGAUGAACGUUUUGGAGCGUCCACAAGCGUGUGGAUGUACUACGAGUGAGUGCGAUGGCCUCACUUGUGGUACGGUCGUUAGUACGACUGCACAAAACCUUAGUGUACCAAACGGUUACACUUCGGAGCAAAGUUCCGGCGGCUGUGAGGAGACACAGGCUGCGCCGAAGGUCCACCACUCGAAUAAGUCGGGUGGACUGGGACAAAGAUGUAUCCCUAGAGGGGAACAUCUAGAAGAGAAACAAUCGAUCGCUCAGGUUAAGCGAAACGAUAAUCCUAGAUCGACUGGGGAGUCUUUCGUAGAGGAUCUCGCUGUGGUUGCGCAACCCCAGCUAGAGGAAGUAAAGGGAAUAAGUCCCAAGAUUACAAAUACGGCGGAAAUAAGUUCCCAGAAACCCGCGGGAAUAAGUCCCCGGGAAGACGAAGGAAUAAGUCCUUCGAAGCCUGAGGGAAUAAGUCCCCAGGAAAUGACAGAGACAUUGAAUGUCAUAGUCAAUAACGGAUCAUGUGUAGGCGCUUAUACACUUGAUCUGAUUGCGCCUCCGAAGUUAACUUCGGAGAUCACUCAGUUGCCAACGCUCGAACAUAAAAGAUUCUUGCGUGAUCUGCGUAGUGGCAAAGUCAAGCAGAUCUGCAUACUCGUCGCUGACGACGAGUAUGUAACCGACAUAAGGUCAGCAACAGUGUUUACUGAGAACGAGAGAGUUCUCAGUAGUUCAUCUAUGGACGAGAGUGUCCUAGAUGAAAAGACACGAAUUGAGCGAUAUGAGUCCCAAUCAUGGGAAUCGCUCAAGGAAAAUCCUCUCUAUGAAGAUUUGGUUGAAUUCAAGGAUGUAUUCCCUGAAACAGUUCCGUACGAAUUACCGAAGGAUAAAGGUAUUCGACACGAAGUCGAGCUUAAACCAGGCUCGAAGUACUGUGUCAUGAAGCAGUGGCCACUGCCUCGUGAACAAGUACUUGCGAUCGACAAGUUCUUUGCCGAUCGUUUAGCAGCGGGCCAUGUGAGGGAAUCAACUUCCCCACAUAGCUCUCCGACCUUCUGUGUGCGAAAAGCAACAGGAGGGUGGCGGAUAGUGCACGCGUUUAACAAAUUGAACGCUGCAACGGUACCGGCUCAGACGCCGAUACCGAGGAAGGACGUAAUCAUUGAUGGUAUGUCAAAGAGUACCAUCUUUUCGUCCAUGGAUUUGAUGGAUGGCUUCUAUCAAAUCCUAAUGCGGAACAGGAUAUACCCUAUACCGCAGUUAGCACGCCUAGCGGCAUGCUCUGGGAAUGGCUAG
Peronospora matthiolae is the source of this 2853-nucleotide messenger RNA. The record is from the annotation of a GenBank genome assembly. NCBI's taxonomy places the organism in Eukaryota, Oomycota, Peronosporomycetes, Peronosporales, Peronosporaceae.